AUAGCAUCCAUUAGGAUUGGAAAAGGACACCAAAAAGCCACGGAAAGGAUUGUAAAAGGCCUUGAUGCUGGUGCUCUAACAACUCACAACCCUAACUCCUUCUCUCACAUCAACCAGCCGACCACCGACGCCGGAGUGCCAGACCAGCCACCAGCCCACUGUGUCGUUCACACGUGCGCAUCAGGUCACCUCUUCACUCAAUCACUCCUUCAAGCCUUCAAGACAACAAGGCCUUCAAGCCUGCGGCCACGGUGCCACCGCCUUCGGAUCUACGGCGACCACCGGCUAAUUGACCGGAGCGACCAGUCGACCAUCGAAUGCUAUGAGCCUGUGACUUUCUAUUUUUAAUUUCCAAAUUUUUAUCACCCUUUUUGUUUCGAAAUUAUUAUUCUUAAUACAAUUAGAAAGGGUGACUCAUAAGCUCGGAAAUCCUGGAUCCGCCACUGCCAUCACCGUUUACCGGCCACUAUUUUUCACUCUCUGUCGUCCUAUGAACAAUCUCACUGACUUCAAAUUUUUUUAGGGAUUUUUUUGUAGAAAUUGCUCAACAUGAAAAUCAUCCGGUUCUCUCAAAACCUGAAGUUUACAAACAAGAAUUUUACGCCAACUUUUUCGAUUUUCAUUAGAGAUUUUUCUCUUUGGUCAAUGAAGAAAGACCCAGAUCUUGAAUCAGCUCUAACCCAUAACCGCCGUUGGAUUGUGAAUAACCAAAUUAAGAACAUAAUCCUGAGAUACCCUAAUCAGGUAGUACCUGUUAAUUUCAUCCAGAAAAAGUUUAAGACCCUUGAUCUUCAAGGCAAAGCUCUCAAUUGGCUAAACAAGUAUCCAUGUUGCUUUGAGGUCUUUCGAGAAAACGACGAGCUCUAUUGUCAACUAACCAAAAGAAUGAUUUGCCUAGUAGAGGAAGAAGAGGCCAUCAAAGAAGAUCAGGAGCCUGUAUUUGCUGAGCGGUUGGCGAAAAUCUUGAUGAUGAGCUCAAACCAGAGGCUUAAUGUGGUAAAGCUUGAUGAAUUGAAGCGGAAUUUCGGUUUUCCUGAUGAUUAUCUGAUUAGAUUAGUUCCAAAAUAUUCAGAAAUGUUUCGGCUUAUUAAUUAUAGUGGGAGGAAAAGUUCAAUGGAGGUCGAGCUUGUGUCAUGGAACCCUGAGUUGCCGAUUUCGUGCAUUGAAAUGUCAGCUAGCAAGCAGAAUUUAGAGCCUCGCUUUUCGUGUUCAUUGCCUUCGACAUGGAUUAAAUCAUGGGAGAGGUUUAAUGAAUUCAAUUCAACGCCAUAUAUAUCACCUUACACAAAUCCAAGCAGCUUGGUUGAAGGAUCAAAGGAGCACGAGAAAAGGACAGUGGCCUUGGUACAUGAAUUACUAUCACUAACUCUUUGGAAGAAAAUGUCUGUCAUAAAGCUAGGCCAUUUCAAGAGAGAGUUUGCUUUGCCAGAGAAGUUAAAUGUUUUGCUGUUAAAACAUCCUGGCAUAUUUUAUGUAACAAACAAGUAUAAGACCUACACGGUUCUCCUCCGAGAGGGAUAUAAUGCCUCAAAGCUGAUUGACAAGGAUCCACUAGUUGUGGUGAAGGAUAAAUUUGGGGAAUUAAUGCAAGAGGGGCUGCAUGAGUACAAUCAGCGAGGGCGUUUAUUGAAUCUAGAGAAGAGGAAGAAGAAAGGUAUAAUAAUGCCUAAAGUAGAGAAAAGGAAGGACAAGAAUGUGGAGAUAUCCGAAGAAGAAGAUCCGGUAGGUCAGGCUGGACGUCUAUUUGAUCCUGAGGAAAGGAAAAGGUUUUACAAGAUACUAUUUGAGGGCGAUUCCUGAGAAUAUGAGAAUAUGUGGUGCUUAUUAAUUGGGCACUAAUUAAAUGGGCAAGGAAUCUAGCUGCUGUUUUCUUAUAUCAGGAAUAGUAACAUGGAAUGAGCUUAGAAGUUCUCAACCAAUCUAACAAAACGAAGCAAUAGGAUUCCGAGAUUUGAAGCUUAUGCAAAAAUAUGACCCUCGAUUUCGAUAUAGCAUCCAAUACUGUUAUACUUCUAGGUUAUGCUGGUUGUAAGAUAAAAACUCAAGUGCCAUAUUUGAGUAAUUCACCUUUUGUUGAGAUGUCAGGUGAUGAAAUCUUCAUAAAAGCUGGAAUGCUGUAAAUACAAGGGAAAUUGCAGGGUUUUUUCCUCCUUUUCUCCCUUUUGAUCCUGUUUUGGUCUUUCUUUCUGUUUAUUCUAUUGUAGGGUUCUUUGUGACAGCAAUGGCUGAAAGAUAUACUUCUAUGUGAAAUAUUCCAUUUUCUUAUUAAAUCGAUGGGUAGUUUCUUAUCUGAACUCUUCUAUCUUGUGCUCUUAUUACUUUUAUUAUUAGGCCUGUUGUUUUCUUUUGAUUUUGGUCUUUUUGGAUCUCAUUAUUAUCCUCUGACUGAGUGUAAAGUGAACAAAAUCACUAUAUAGUUUCAGUGGAUUACAGUGAAAUACUAGAUUGCCAUUAAGAACUUCUGUAGUGGAUGAAAACUUUGUACCUAUGAUAUAAAUUUGCUAAUUUUGGUGCACUCUUUUUCGAAAAUGUUGUAGUCUAUUGUCUACCUUAAGGAAAUGUUUGGAAUAAAGAACUUACAAUAGUUAUGAAAUAUUAUCAUUCUAAGCCUUUUUCUGAUUGUGAUAUCACUUCUUUUCUGACUAUUUCUUACAUGAAUACAGCUUUUAUCUUAUAUGUAGAAGUCAUUGUUACUUUUAAUCCUGAAGGUAUUAGUGACAGAACUACAAACAGGAAUGUUUGUAGCUGUUUUGUUCUUUGAGUCUGUAUAAUUAUAAUAUUUCUGCUUCUCUUCCUGCUUAUUUCUUUUUACUUAUAUUUCAAUUUAUGCUAAGCAUCCAUCUGUUAUGCAUUAUAGAUACAAUCAUACUCAUACUGCACUGUGGUUUCAACAUUGUGAAAUAUUGACAUCUGAAAUGCCUAAAGGUAGUGACCUAAUAUUAACAAUUAGGGAAUAUUGAAGUUUAUUUUUGUAGGCAAUAAAGUAAUUGCUUUGCAACAUAUAAAAGAUACAGCUUUCAAUUUAGAUCACAACUACAUCCUCACUCUCAUAUACGAUGGAUAAGAGGCUCUGAAAAUUGUUGCUUAUUAUUAAACCUCUGAAAAUUACCUGAAUUCUGUUGCAAAGGUGGACCUAGUAAAAACUUUCUAGAAAUGGGUGGAAGCUCUCUAGUAGAAGCACAAGUUGUUUGCUGUAAAGACAAUUAUCUGCCAAUUUUUAUGUAAAUUGGAGAAUUGUGUUGAUGAAGCUCAAAAGGAUGCAAGAGUGCCAAAAUGUCUGAAAAGUUGUAUCUUAAUAAUGAGCAGCAGUGAUAAGAAAGAAGCAGCCGUGCUGACAGAGACUAAAAAGGUCUUGGAAGAGACACGAACGUGUCUUGGAAAAGCAUGUCGGUGCCAUAUCCAAAUUCAGAACACCAGAAGCCACUGCCAAAGAAAAUUCAUCAAGGCAUGUCUGUGUCCCAGCAGGCAGGCUCGUCCCUGCCCCAACAAACAGAAGCAACAGCAUGCAGCAUUAGACACGUCUGUGCCUUAGGUUAGCACGCCCGUGCCUCAUCAGUUUUGAGCGUGCUCUUUUCUUCUUAGUCUGUGUUUUUCCUUCACAACCCCACACUAUCACGAAUUUCUCUCUCUAUACUACCACACCCUCAACACCCUAAAUUUCAUCACAAUAUUUUUAUCAUCUCCAUUAUUUUCCAUUUCUACACCUCCUACACCAAUUUUCUACGAAAUUCUCACCAUAAUUCACUCAAUCUCUCAUCUCACGAAAAAUUUGAAAAUCCAAACUUUCAAACAAAUUUGGGGGGUUUUCUCAUAUACUCAAUUGGAAGCAAUUUUGUGGCUUGUGGAGCAUUCUAAGGUAUAAUAGACUACAAGAACGGGUCAUUUGUGGGUAUUUGACACCCAUCACAACUUGGGUCAUUCAAGCUGUGUUUGAGUAGACAUCUGACUUUGUGGAUAUAUGAUCCGCAAACGUCUGAAUCUCCUGGUUUCUGUGGCAAGAACCUUUCCAUAACUGAGGGAGCUAGCAGAAAUGGUGAUGCACCUUUCAGUGAUGUGCAACUGUGCAAUUAUUGGUUGAAGCUGUCAAGCUGGGAUAAUCUCACAAUAACUUACUCUGAGCCUCUGAGGCGUCAAAAGUUGCUACCAAAAACGAAAAAGUAAAGGUCACCCGUCACCUCAGUCUCAUACAAAAAUUUUCCCUUGGUGACUUUCAUACCUUUGCAUUUGUCAGAACUCAGAAGAAGCUUCCCCCAGUAACACGAUAAAAACAGGCAACCACAAUCUGCAUUUGAGUUUGUCGAGUGAUGGAAAAGAGGCAAUGAGUCAAAGAACUGCAUUUCUUAUUCAGAUAUGGACAUUGUAUAACCUUUCCGGUGAGAAACUAACAAGGUGCAAGCCCGAAGCCUUGAGCAGAAGCUAUUUGCUGAUUAAUCCUUACAUGUAGUGAUUUGACAUACCAAACAAAGAUUGUUUAUAUUGUCCUGUUUUCAGUAUGUACACCAUUACUUAUGGUAAUGUAAGGUCAUUUACUUAUUAGCA
Chenopodium quinoa (quinoa) is the source of this 4539-nucleotide messenger RNA. Its product is annotated as protein ROOT PRIMORDIUM DEFECTIVE 1-like. The transcript has 6 exons. The record is from RefSeq and is a predicted model, not a curated record. Gene Ontology annotation, molecular function: RNA binding. Bases 550 to 1800 code for a protein of 416 amino acids. NCBI's taxonomy places the organism in Eukaryota, Viridiplantae, Streptophyta, Magnoliopsida, Caryophyllales, Amaranthaceae.